CAAGAAAAGAAAAGAAUUCUUCUUCCCCUCUAAGCCCAUACUUCAUUAUAUAUAUCCCUCUACAAGUUAACUAUUUCCUUCCCUUUCUUCCUUCCCACUUCCCACCAUCCCUUAAGCCAUAUACUCUCAGGGCACACUUACAUAUUCAUCCUCAUCAUUUUUUUUAUUAUAAUGAAAUUAUUUGGUUAUGAAAUUAUUCAUAUCCUCCAUUUUUUACUUCUCCUCUGUUUCUCCGUGUCAGAUUCCGUAGAAUCUUUAGGAAUAAACUAUGGACAAGUAGGCAAUAACUUGCCACAACCGGAUACCGUAUUAUCCCUUAUUACUUCAAUGAGAUUAACAAAGGCAAGAAUCUACGACACAAACCCUCAAAUCUUAACAACCUUCGCCAACUCGGGUGUCGAACUCAUCGUAACGGUCGAAAAUAACAUGCUAGCUACUCUCAUUAAUCCUCAACAAGCCCUUCAAUGGGUUACAACCCAUAUUAAACCCUACUUUCCGGCCACCAAAAUCAUCGGAAUCUCGGUGGGUAACGAGGUUUUUACCGACCCAGAUACUUCCUUAACUUCCUACGUUGUUCCAGCAAUGAUUAGUGUUCAUAAUGCACUGAGUCAACUCGGUUUGAGCUCAUAUAUUCAAGUUUUAUCACCUACAUCAGCUGGGGUUUUACAAGAAUCUUAUCCGCCUUCCGCCGGUUCAUUUAAACCGGAAUUAGUAGGGGUUAUGACCCAAUAUUUGCACUUUUUGCAAGCUACUAAUGGGUCCUUUUGGCUCAACGCGUAUCCCUAUUUUGCGUAUAAGGAUAAUCCGACAAAGAUUUCACUUGAUUAUGUUUUAUUUAACCCGAAUGCGGGAAUGGUUGAUCCAAAUACUAAAUUACAUUAUGAUAAUAUGUUGUAUGCUCAAGUUGAUGCGGUUAUUUUUGCUAAUUGGAGGUUGGGUUUUGGCGGGUUGGAUGUACGGGUUUCUGAAACCGGAUGGCCUUCUAUGGGUGACCCGAAUGAGAUUGGGGCUACUAUUGAGAAUGCUGCGGCUUAUAAUAAAAAUUUGGUUAGAAGACAAUUGGCUAAUCAAGGAACUCCUUUAAGGCCAAAUAAAAGACUAGAAGUUUAUGUAUUUGCUCUAUUUAAUGAAGAUAUGAAACCUGGACCCACUUCUGAAAGGAAUUAUGGGUUGUUUCAUCCUGAUUGUAGAAUGACUUACAAUGUGGGUCUCACUUUGUUUGAUCGUCAACGUUCUUCUAACCCUUCUACUUCCAUCUCUUUGACAUCUUCUGCCUCUAAGGCAACAUACAAAGGCUAUCAAAGCUUGAUUUACUGGACGUUUGUAUAUUUGGUAGCUUGGCAACUUCUUAUAAGAAGACCAACAUAACAACAUCAUUGCUAAUUUUAGCCAAUAUUGUCAUGUAAAUAUCAAGAAUUUUUAUCUUGUAUUCUAUACAUGCAUCAUGUAUGUUAUUGUAUACCAUCUUUCAAAAAUUAUAGGGUUGUCUUUAAUCCAAAAACCAAUGUAGGCUAACAUUGUUUUUCAUGUCGUUAUUUAUUGUUACCAAAGGAAACAUUAGUCGUAAGAAAUAAGAAAUUAGUAU
This is a messenger RNA of Amaranthus tricolor (Joseph's coat), 1585 nucleotides long. RefSeq names its product glucan endo-1,3-beta-glucosidase 11-like. Lineage: Eukaryota; Viridiplantae; Streptophyta; Magnoliopsida; Caryophyllales; Amaranthaceae. The coding region runs from base 172 to 1368 and encodes 398 amino acids. Gene Ontology annotation, molecular function: hydrolase activity, hydrolyzing O-glycosyl compounds. Gene Ontology annotation, biological process: carbohydrate metabolic process. Gene Ontology annotation, cellular component: plasma membrane. The record is from RefSeq and is a predicted model, not a curated record. The transcript is spliced from 3 exons.